AGUUUAGUUUUAUUUUUGUUUCAAAUAAUUUAAAAAUAUUUUUGCAUUUUACAGUAAAAUUUUUCGCAGCAAAGAUUUUUCGUAUUUUCAAUUUUGUAUUAUAUGGUAUAACUUGAUUUUUGACGCGAAAUAGAAAAAUAAAUGUAUUGUGUGUUACAUUCGUCUUACGCUAAGAAAAUAUAAAUUUAUGUGACCAACCUACAAUAUUAUCAAGUAAAAAAAUAAUUGUGUUGACAAUGGACCAUAUAAGACAAUAUGACUGGUGUAGCACCGAGCCAGAUAUUUACUUUGUAGCUGAGAACGAUAUCGAUAAUUGUGUUACAGAGAAGAUUCUGAGAAACCAGUUCCACGAUCCUCUAAUAGAUAGUGAAUCUGAGGAUGAAGGGAAACCAAAAGAAACCCUUAAUUGGGAUGAAAUAUUCAGUAAGAAAAAAAAUGAUAAAAGAUUCCAGAAUGUUGUACAAGGAAUUCAUGCUGUACCACCAUUCCCGAAACUGUCAGCCCUAACAGGGCAGCAACACUACCAGUGUCUCAAAGUACUUUGUUCACAAUGCCCCGAUGUGUUACCUCAUGAAUUCAUUCCUAGGCCCACCAAACAGGACCACAGAAUAUUUGAGGAAGUCAAAGCAGUGUAUGAGAAGGAACAGCAAGAAUUUAUUAACUGGGCUAAAUCUUUGUGGACAAGUAGCCAUUGCGCUCGUGCAUUAAGACCAAAGCCACCCAUAGAAAUGGUUUAUGAAGCAGAGUUUAAAGUCCGCGCCAAUUCUCUUCAAAGUUUUCCAAAGAAUUAUGCAUUAGCUGCACAAAUACCAUUGCAAACCCCAAAUUCUAAAUGUGAUAUGGUACAUCAAGAGCACAUUAUAAAAGUGAAUGUUUCAUCGUUACCUCAAAUUGAAUAUCCAGAUAUGACUAAGAGAAUAACAAUCAUGAAACCGUGCCCAAUUCCAGAGCCUUGUAAUAAACAUCUGUGCCGUUUUAUAUUGCCAUCUGAGAGUACAAUGACGAUACUACCUCUGACAGAAAUACACCGAGAACUGGCUCAGUUUGCAUUUGAUAAGGGAGCCACUACUAUAGCGAGUGAGAGCGCUCUCCGCUGUCUGAUGCAAGAUGCCAGACAAUGGAUGCUACCUGUGUCUGUCUGCUCCGCUGUAAAUGCUGAGGGCGACAGUAGCAACGUGGUCGUGCUCGGCAGCGAGUUCUCCAUACACAAGGAGUCCGCACAGAUGAGAACCUACAAGGCUUUCAGGCGACUGCUACAAUACACGCUCGUUUCACCGACUGAAGCUGAUCUACCGAAUAACAAACACUACGCAAUGACCAAGAAGGCCAACGAAACCGAUAGUGGCAAUAAGAAACAGGAAAUCGACGAGAGUGACGAAGAGGACCAUCUGAUUAUAGACACGGAUAUGGUUGAUAAUAACCAAAUGGAAACCACAGACGAGGACACACCAUUGGAGGAAUAUAAGAGUCCACGGAGGAGUGACAGAAUAGCAAAAGAAGCACAUAAUUCGUCCAAUGAGUCUACAAACAAAAUUGGCUUCUAUAACUGCACAUGUAAAGACACGGCAUUCGAGAGCGCGACGCCGCGCUCGUACCGUCGCUGGCGCGUGCGCGACCUCGCGCGCGGCCGCCACGACCUCGUCGUGCACUGCCCGCACCGCGCGCGGGUGAGUUUCACUCAUAUAUUUCAAUUUUCCCGCGACUUCAUUAUAACCUGUGCAUGAUGUAGCUUCCCGUGAGUGAUUUUAUUUAAAUAGACCAGUAACUUCGGAGCCUAUUCAAGUGCCGCAAACGAACGACUAUUUAUUUCCUCUAUUUAAUAUUAGUAUAGCGCAUAGACAACAGAUGCAGCCAACGAGCACACGUCAGAUUGUAUAAAAUUGUCUUCCUCUACUUGAUUUUGAACCUUAAUACAUUGAACGUCGAAUUCUAAAUCGAUAACCUGCGGUUCGCUUCGAUAAUAUUUACUGCAAUUUGUUGAAACCGAUAAAAUAGAGCGCCGUCAAAAAAUAAUACAUUAUUUCGGCGCAGCCCCGCUUCUGCUUGUUGUGUGGUGAUAUUUCGUGAACCUUGCUUAAUUGACGAUUCCUCAGUUUCUUGUUUUAAUAAAAAUUUUUAGAUUCAUUCAGAGGAGGUGAUCUUAGAACCGAUACCUGAAUAUCAGAUCGAUUUGGGUGGCAGCGAACAGCCUCCAGAUAUCGUGAGGAGUUUGGCCCUCGCUAUGAUGCUUAGAAAGAAUGCCUCCAUACUGAACGGUAUGUAUAUUGCUAACAUUUAUUAUUCACUAACGUUGCUCAAAAAAUCUGUUAUCAUAAUAUACCAAAGCGUACUCUAACAGCACUCUAUCUAGAGCUUCAAUUUUUUAUCUGUGACCAAUCACUUCUUGUCUAUAGAAUUCAUUAUUCAUAAAUACCAUAAAAAAGAUAUAUCUUAACUAAAAGCGGCGGUUUUGCAGAAUGCACGUUUGGUUGAU
Diatraea saccharalis (sugarcane borer) is the source of this 2473-nucleotide messenger RNA. The record is from the annotation of a GenBank genome assembly. NCBI's taxonomy places the organism in Eukaryota, Metazoa, Arthropoda, Insecta, Lepidoptera, Crambidae.